AAUAAACAAUAUUCUUAUUCUUUAUCUUGUAUUAAUAUAUAUUUAAUUUCUUUUUUUCUUCUUGUUUCUCGAUACUUCCUCUAAAGCUCAAUAGUGCUUUUCACUCCAUAACGAAUUCGCACGCCGUUUCAAUCAUUGCAUUGUACUUUAUGAUUUCUCCCUUUCAAUAAAAAGAAUAGUCAAACCUUUGUAUUCUUUUCCUUCCACUUAUUCUUGGAUUUCCUCAUUUUCUAAUUAUUGAAACGCAAGCGUUUUUAUAUCUGAAAAUUAUAAGUACACUAUUUAUUUUGCAUAAACAUAACAGCAUGAGUAUAGAAAAGGUGCAAGAACCAAAAAAUGCAAUUGACAAGAUUGUGGACCUGACACGGUCGUUGAACAAUAGAAACGAUUCCAAUUCGUUGUUUACAAAGCUUCAAAAUGCUGUUGGAAACCAAGACGUCUUGGAAACUCUUUUAAAUCACUUAGACCAGGUCGUUUCUUAUGACCCAGAUAUGCCUGUUAGCAUAACUUCCAUUCGGUGUUUGCAACUCUCCGUUCACUUGGUAUUUCUCUUAGGCAUUUACACCCAAGUCCCCAAGGAGCUUCUUGCUCCCGCAAAAACUAAAGCCCUUCCACCGUUUUCCCCCAAAAGGAGCAUUCUUUCUCUAUUUAAAUUUCUAAUCCCUGCACUUCUCAAACCAAAUUUGCUGCAAGGUCCAGUAAGUCUUCAUUAUGCAGAUCUACUAAUGGUAUAUCUUUACUUGCAAAAUACCAACGAAUCUUAUCUCCAAAAAGAAGAUUUUGGAGUUACCAAAGAGUCUUUGGUUCGCGUCAUGUCUCCAGAAUAUGUUGAUCCUGCCAAAAUGAUUUCUGCGUGUUUACAAUUAUUACAGCCAAAAGUCCCUCCAUGGAUGCGAGACCGACUCAAUCAUUACCUAACAACUAGUCUAUGCAAGUCGAAUGGCGUUGAAGGAUUCUUAAAGGUUUUUAUGCAAGUUAAUCCCAAUUCAAUUGAAAGAGCUCAACAAGCUGCUCGUCUUAUCUCCUCUGUUCCAAAAAAUAUGGCCGAACAGAAUUAUUUAGGCUUGAUAUUUCCUCAAAUUUGGAACCUCUUUUUUAAUUUACCAAGACUCGCUUGCCAAAUUACCAUUACACUUUUAUCAUCACAUAGAAAUUUCACUUGGGAAUUUUUUGUUAAAAAAUUCUCCCCACUGAAAUCCUCCACCGUUAUUGAUCUUAUGCCCAUUGAAAACUGUUUAAAGGUUUUGGAUGUUUUUGCUUCCAUUGGAAAUGAUGAUAUGAUAAAAUUAGUCGAAGGAUUUGUUCCUUCAUUACUUCAAUUACAGUCUAAUAAUACUCUUAGAAAGCAGGCGCAAGAAAGCUUGCUAACAAUUGUCUCAAAAACCGGUACGAGUCCACUGCUUCAAUCCCUUGAGUCUAUUCAUCAUUUGAGUUCUUUUUGUCAUUUGCUUUCUAAGUCCCAACUUGCUCAAUUUUUACCCCAGUUACUUGAAUUAUGGGUUAGGCAGCCUGCGGAGCACCGACUGGAGUUACUUGAAGUUGUACAGUAUGCUCUUACAAAAGUCGACACAGACGAAAUUCCCAGUGAACUCAUGGUUUCAGUUUGCAGUAACUUGAUCAGCGAGGUUAUAGAAAAUCUAAACAACACCGAGUCCGUCCUUGAUAUUACUUCUAAAAAAGAUGUAGUUGAAGAGAAUGAGGAAAUUUUACUUAUUUUAUUGCACCUCUUAUCUUCCGUUAUUGGAAGGAAUCGAGAACUGGGUUAUGAGAAUUCAGUUCCAUCUCUUCUCUCUCCUCUAAAACAACUGGCAAAUUACCACAAUCAAAUUAUAUCAGCAUUAGCUAAUGAUGUCUAUAAAACUCUUAUAAAAGCAAAUGACGACUAUUCAUCUGCUUUAUCCUAUAUCCAUAAUGAUCAAGUUCCUAUUCGAGGUCAAGGAAUAUAUAUGCUUCGGAAGUUAAUUGAAGCCAAGGAUAAGAGAAUAAAUCCUCUUCGAAUACUGCACACUUUGUUAGGUCUUUUGACAGAUGAAGAUAGUUAUGUGCAUUUGAAUGUCAUUGCCGCUUUGGUAUCUCUAUGCGACAAAUAUGAAGAUAUGAUGAUACAACUCCUGCUUGAAUAUUCAAAGGUUCAAAGGUAUUCCACUGAUGAAACUUUGUUGAUUGGACAAGCCAUAUACCAAAGUAUGGAGCGGCUGGGCGAACUUACUUCAAAGUACUAUGGUCAAAUAGAACAGACAUGUUUGGUCUUAUUAAAUGCUGAAAUUAUAGAUAUCAAAAUUUCUGCUAUGAACAUUGCUGAACUAUUAUGUCGCUAUUCAUCGAGCGAUGCUUUUAUUGAAUCAGCAGCCGCCAUUUUGAAUUUAGAAAAUACGGAAGAUAAAAAGUUCUUGCGAAGAGCUGCUCUUCAGGUACUUAACUCAUCUUCUCAUUUGCCAAGAUCAGUAAUUACAUUGUUGGAAUAUUUGAGUACUCAUGACGAAGAUGAAUUCAUUCGUGAGCAGUGCUCUCGACUGAUUGAAAAGAAAACUACAGAAAAUAGGUUCUUUUUAGGAUAAAUUUUGGAUUGAUUUAAACAACUUACAAUUAACGAUGACUCAAUCAUGUUAAAAACUUUUUGGUAAAUUGGUGAAUUCAUUAGAAAAUAUCAUAAAAAAAUAAAGCGUGCUUUCGUUAACG
Molecule: messenger RNA, 2679 nt
Organism: Schizosaccharomyces octosporus yFS286
Lineage: Eukaryota; Fungi; Ascomycota; Schizosaccharomycetes; Schizosaccharomycetales; Schizosaccharomycetaceae
Exons: 2
Coding region: 306-2558 (750 amino acids)
Biological process (GO): protein secretion
Source: RefSeq, a predicted model, not a curated record